UAUUCAUAUAUCUUCCUUAUUUUAUUUGAUAAUUUUUAGAAAAUGGAAGAUAUUUUUCAAUGGUGUCGCGAAGGAAACGCUAUGCAAGUGCGUGUUUGGCUGGACGACACUGAACAUGACAUGAAUCAAGGAGAUGAUCAUGGAUUCAGUCCACUCCAUUGGUGCUGCAAGGAAGGCCACUUAAAAUUGGCAGAGUUGCUAGUUAGCAGAGGAGCAAGAAUUAAUGCUACCAAUAGAGGAGUUGAUACUCCUCUUCAUCUUGCUUCUGCUCAUGGUCACAAGGAAAUAGUUCAACUGUUGCUUAGAAAUCGUGCUGAUGUUAAUGUUACAAACGAGCAUGGGAACACUGCUCUUCAUUAUGCCUGUUUUUGGGGUGACCAACCAGUUGCGGAAGAAUUGGUAGCUGCUGGUGCUCUGGUAUCCAUCGCGAACAAAGAUGGAGAUACUCCUCUGGACAAAGCAAGAGGUCUCCUUGCUAAGAGAUUACAUGACUUAGCUGUAGAAUAUGGACAGGAUUUGAAGAAAAUUCAGUUUAAGGAUCAGAGCUGGUUAGGUCUGAAAACCAGAAGUCGAGAUGCAACACUAUCGAGGCAUAAAGGAAUUAAUAUGGCAGAUUUGUCGUUACAUACUCAUUUAGCGAGUACGCCGAGCGGCGAAACGUGGCGGGGACGUUGGCAGAACAAUGAUAUAGUGGCGAAAAUCUUGAAUAUACGCGAUUGUACCGCGCGCAUUUCAAGAGAUUUCAACGAGGAAUUCCCUAAAUUAAGAAUUUUCUCACAUCCCAAUGUUCUGCCUGUUCUCGGUUGCGUUAAUCAGCCACCGCAGUUAGCUACUGUUUCACAGUAUAUGGCUCGCGGUAGUUUACACAGACUCUUACAUGGGGGUACAGGUGUAGUUGUUGAUACAGCACGAGCAUUGCGAUUGGCUCUUGACAUUGCUAGAGCUAUGGCAUUUCUCCAUGGGCUUGAGAGGCAGAACAGAUGUAGAUUUCAUUUGAAUAGUAAACACAUUAUGAUUGACGAAGAUUUAACUGCUCGUGUAAACAUGGCAGACUCGAAAUUUUCGUUUCAAGAAGUCGGUCGAAUUUAUGAACCAGCAUGGAUGUCACCAGAAGCCUUAAGUAAACGUCCAGCCGACAUAAAUCUCGAAGCCAGUGAUAUGUGGAGUUUUGCUGUACUGCUAUGGGAGCUUGCAACUCGAGAAGUUCCAUUUGCAGAUCUCUCACCUAUGGAGUGUGGCAUGAAGAUUGCACUCGAGGAUCUUCGCGUUAGUAUACCACCAGGGAUCUCACCGCAUCUUGCUAAACUUAUUAGAAUAUGUAUGAACGAAGAUCCUGGAAAACGUCCAUCUUUUGAUAUGGUUGUUCCAAUACUUGACAAAAUGAAACGCUAACUUUUAGUGCAAUAUUUCAUUUCUUUUUUUUUAAUUGUAAAAACAUUGAAAGAAAUACUUCAUUCCUGAGGAAACAUGACGGUUUUAACUAGAAAGGAUUAAAAACUUUAAAAAUGUUCAACGCAGUGCCUCUAUUAAAAUGACUGAAUUAUAUUUUUUAUACAGUAAUAUUUCAAGAAAUGUGCCUCG
Colletes gigas is the source of this 1581-nucleotide messenger RNA. It is a transcript of the gene Ilk, whose product is annotated as integrin-linked protein kinase homolog pat-4. The record is from RefSeq and is a predicted model, not a curated record. The transcript has 7 exons. Gene Ontology annotation, molecular function: protein binding; protein kinase activity; ATP binding. Bases 43 to 1392 code for a protein of 449 amino acids. Gene Ontology annotation, cellular component: focal adhesion; stress fiber. NCBI's taxonomy places the organism in Eukaryota, Metazoa, Arthropoda, Insecta, Hymenoptera, Colletidae. Gene Ontology annotation, biological process: integrin-mediated signaling pathway; substrate adhesion-dependent cell spreading; cell-matrix adhesion.